AACACUAAGACGGCUCAACCCGACGGUGAGAGACGGUCUUGUGUUCUCGUUAUUAGUGCGUCUCUUCACUGCUCAUACAGUGUGUCGUGUGGUGCUUCAAUACAUCACAAUGAAGGUGGCGACGCUGUGUGUGUUGGUGGCGGCACUGACACAGGGCGCCCUAGGAGUGUUGUCUCCCCCUGAGAGGUCCUACAAGAUCCUCAUGCUCCUCCCCGUCUCCUCCAAGAGCCACAGGAAUGUCUUCAUGCCCAUCGCUGAGGCUCUGGCUGACCGUGGACACAAGGUAGUGAUGUUGACCAACCACCCAAAGUCCUCCAAACACCCAAACAUCUUCGAGGUGACCCACGGCCUCCCACACUUCAGGGAGGAUAAUGUGAACAUGUUCGAUUCGAGGAAGGAUCCUACAGGGGGCUUGAACAUCUUCGUGACCGCCCUGCCGGCCAUAGCCAGGGAUAUGUACAAGGUGAAGGCGGUGAAGGACCUUUACGAUAAGAGGAAGGACUUUGAUCUCAUAGUAGUGAAUCACAUGUUUAAUGAGGUGGCUUAUCCAUUCGUACACGAAGUUCCCUUCAUCACCGUUGCCACCUCAGGGAUGGACCCACGUCAGAGUGCUGUCUUGGGCAACGUCCUCAACCCAGCUUACGUCUCCAACCUUUUGACUGAAUUACCCUCCCCCAUGUCUGUCUGGCACCGUCUUCAGAACUUACUGAUGCAUGUAUCAUUUUCGGUUUACUGGCGUAACUGGGCCAUUGUUCCUCUGAUACAGAAAGAGAUCUCGGCACAGUUCCCAGAGCUGCCGCCGCUGCUGGACCUGGAGAGGAACAUGAGUCUGGCGCUGCUCAACUCUCACUUCACCAUCAGCAAGUCGGUGCCUCUCCUGCCCUCACAGGUGGAGGUGGGCGCCAUGCACUGUCGCCCCGCCAACCCUCUGCCUCAGGAACUGGAGUCGUGGAUCACGGGGGCGGGGGCGGAGGGCGUCAUAUACUUCAGUCUGGGCUCCGUCGCUCGCGGCAACUCUAUGCCAGUCCAGUACCGCAACCUCUUCCUCCAGGCCUUCCGCAGGUUGCCGCAGCGCGUCAUCUGGAAAUAUGAGGGAGAGCUGGAGGACGUCCCAGACAACGUGAUGAUCAACAAGUGGCUCCCCCAGCAGGACAUUCUCGCCCACGACAACGUGAAGGUGUUCAUCACACACGGCGGUCUUCUCAGCCUGCAGGAGUCCAUCUACCACGUCACGCCCCUCCUCGCCCUCCCUAUCUUCGGCGACCAGCCCAAGAACGGUAGAUUCGUGAGGGACUCUGGCCUGGGCCACUUUCUGGUGUGGGAGGAACUCACUGAGGACCUCAUUGUGAACGCUCUCACCGACAUCAUCAGUGACCCUAAGUAUAAAGAAAACGUGAUGAAGAUGUCAGCUGGGCUGCGGGAUCAGCUGAUCUCGCCCAAGGAGUUGGCUGUGUUCUGGACGGAGUAUGUCAUCCGCCAACGAGGGGCGCCCCAGCUGAGGUCCCCGGCGGCACAGCUCUCCUGGGUGGAGUUCCUCAUGCUGGACGUCCUGCUCCUCCUCCACCUGGCUCUCCUCGUCCUCUACUUCACCCUACGUCGCGUCCUGAGGGCCAUCUCUGCUAAGAUCUUCGGCAGUGAGGGAAGCAAGCAGAAGAAGGAGUGAUAUUGGUUUUAUCACAUUUUGUCGGCUGUCUGUUAUGCUUCCAAGUGAUGGAAGGAAGAAUGUUCAGGUUUUUCUAAGUCAUUUUCAGCAAAAUUUACGUUACUGUACAUACUUUUAGAUAAUGAAAGCCAAUAAGAAAGAUAUUUUUUGGACUGCAAGUGUCGUAGGAUCUUUAUAACUUAUUGUUACUAAAGCUAAAUAUUACUAUGAUGACUGAGGCGAAGCUCUUUUAUCCGUUACACCACACGAGGAGUUAUUUGCUCUGGAGAUAAAGAUGUAAAGAACUGGUAAAUGAACAGUAAGAAAGAGAACAAAAUCUGAAAUGUUGUUAACAAUUCUGAAACUUUUUGUGAAGAUGAUCAAAAUUAACAUUGUUGAGUGUUCAGUCUUGCAUUGCUAUUUUCCUGUGUGGGUGUCAGUCUUUCCUUGUUCUAGUCUAAUGUAUAAACUAAAUAUAUAAUUAAUUCAACAAGUUACUCUCAGACACAGUAACACAAGAUGAAAUAGUAAAUUCUUCUUCUCUGGGUUCAAGAUCCCAAUUUUCUCUGUUUUAGGGAAUUGUGAAGACCAGCCAUGUGGGUUGUAAUAUAUCUUUAGUCAUUAUAAGAGAAUACACAGAUUAUAAUAUAUGGUGUGUACAGUUCACGAUCCAGUGACAAGGGUGGGUGGCCGUGUUGAGUCUUGAGUGAUGGGAACAACACCUUAGCGACCAGUGACGACCCGAGAACAUAUUGUCACAGGUCAAUCAGAUCAGCAUCUCCAACCCCAGGUAGUGCCAAGAGGUCAGGUCAAAUGCGAAUUCCACCAUGUGACCUUUGAUCUGACCUUAUAUAAACUGAGAUCCACAAUGGCAUCACAAGUUAUCCCAACUGGUCUGUUACCACAAGGACCUGACCUGAACCUGGGUAGCUACUAAAGACACCAACCGGCUGCUGCUCUGUGGUUUGUGUCUGUACAUUACUUUGUUUAUGUAUUGCGGAUAAAAUAAAUUUAGGCGGAUAAAUUGUUACUCUAAUCGGAUUACCUGAAGAAUUGUCACCCCAGAGUCCGGCAGGGUGACAAUUGUUCAGGUGGCAACACCUUGGGUGACAAUUCUUCAGGUGGGGUCAGGACCCUCCACGGUUGUUAAUCUUCAGGUUAGUGGAGUCAGGACCCUCCAGUCAGGUAGGAGGACUAUACAAUAGAAAAAGGGCUCAAAAUUUUUUUAGUCAUAAUCAUCAGUCGACCAUGACACGCAAUACCUUCCUAUAAUACUCAAAGUGGUUCAACAAGGAUCAGUCAUUCACAGUGAUGAGUGGAGAGCAUACCGCAAUAUUCAAGGUCUUGGAUACACGCACAAAACUGUGAACCACUCAGUCAAUUUUGUGAAUGUGAAUUCUGGUGUGCACACAAACGAUUGAAUCAUAUUGGAACACGAACAAGAGUUACAUCAAGACCAUGCGUGGCUGCAAACGAAGCUUUUUAAAUUCUUACCUUCAAGAAUUCAUGUGGCAUGGUCGUUUUUCUGUUAAUCCUCUGGAAAAUUUAUGUCAACAAAUUGCUGUUCAGUACCCUUUGUAAUAUGCAUCGCAAUAAAGAUGCAUAAAACACA
Molecule: messenger RNA, 3254 nt
Organism: Homarus americanus (American lobster)
Lineage: Eukaryota; Metazoa; Arthropoda; Malacostraca; Decapoda; Nephropidae
Product: UDP-glycosyltransferase UGT5-like
Exons: 8
Coding region: 110-1663 (517 amino acids)
Molecular function (GO): UDP-glycosyltransferase activity
Source: RefSeq, a predicted model, not a curated record